CGGCGUUAGCGGUCUGCCUCUCUUCUGGAAUCUUCUCAUUUCGCUGUGAAAACCAGGCACCUCGCGAAGCGGGUGGAUCUGUUAGAUUUUGCGCGGCAGCCAUGGCCGAUGACUUUGAUUUUUCUGAUCAAGUUCCUCCUUCUUUCGAUCGCGUGGGAGAUGUGAUUAAGAAUUCUGAAGCCAAAGGAUUCAAUCCAGGGUUAAUAGUUCUCCUGGUUGUUGGAGGGCUGCUAUUGACAUUCCUCAUUGGAAAUUAUGCCCUUUACCUGUAUGCGCAGAGAACCCUUCCUCCUCGAAAAAAGAAGCCAGUCUCAAAGAAGAAGAUGAAGAGGGAGAGACUGAAGCAAGGCGUUUCUGCACCUGGAGAGUAGAGAUUUGGUAUUCACUGUAUGCUGUGUGUGUUGUUAAUGUGUACUCUUCUGAAAAAUUUUCUCUUUCUAUGAUCGUUAGUAUGCCAAUUUUAUCUUGUCCAUCUGUAUUUUUAGUGAAUUUGAACUUGGCCAGAUAAACUAGUAUUUGAGUAAUAUUAUGAAGCGAACGGUUCAUCUCAGCAUU
Molecule: messenger RNA, 555 nt
Organism: Neltuma alba
Lineage: Eukaryota; Viridiplantae; Streptophyta; Magnoliopsida; Fabales; Fabaceae
Product: DNA-binding protein S1FA
Exons: 2
Coding region: 102-371 (89 amino acids)
Biological process (GO): regulation of DNA-templated transcription
Cellular component (GO): nucleus
Molecular function (GO): DNA binding
Source: RefSeq, a predicted model, not a curated record